UUUUGUUAGGUGAAUGAUAUUUUAGCACUUCGGAUUAUACGAUACAUAAAUGAGAAAUGUUCGGGCUGACUUGAAACAAGAUUAUGAUUUUUCUGUAAAGGUUUUAGUGAACUUCAUUAGCCCUGAGAGCGUUAUGCAGCUGGAGCAGAGCUGCUUCUUCACAUGUCAGUAUUCACACGAAACACACUGAAGAUCAAAGGGACACGCAUGUCACUAGACCACGCCCCCCUCUGACCGGCCUUCUCUGCUGAUUGGAGGACCGGACAGGGCCACACGCCCCUCUGCCGGCUGAUUGGCCGAGAGGGCUGCAAUAAAAAACCCCAAAUAAUGAUCCCACGAGGGACACAGACGCUAGCCGUGAUCGGAGCGCAGGAGGACAGACGCUCUCUUCAGGAUGAUUAUGAGCCUCUGUGGACUCACCGAAGCACGGAGAUGAUCCGAGUUCUGCUGGUUCUGCUGGUGCUGGGGUCAGCCGGGGGCAGGAGGGCUCGGGGUCAGCGGGCUCAGACGCCCGAGAGCUUUCCUCUGGACUUCACAGCCGUGGAGGGGAACAUGGAGAGCUUCAUGACUCAGGUGAAGAACCUGGCUCAGUCCCUGUAUCCCUGCUCGACCCAGAAACUGGACCAGGAGAUGAAGCUUCGGUUCCUGAGGAACUCGUCGGUCACCUGCAACGACGGCUCGCCCGCCGGAUACUACAUAAAGGAAUCACGAGGCAGCCGGCGAUGGCUGAUGUUCCUGGAGGGUGGCUGGUACUGCUUCAGUAAACACACCUGUGACAGCAGAUACGAGACCAUGAGGAGACUCAUGAGCUCCAGCAAAUGGCCUCCCGCCAGGACAGGAACAGGCAUCCUGUCGUCUCAGCCCGAGGAGAAUCCUCACUGGUGGAACGCAAACACAGUGUUUGUGCCGUACUGCUCCAGUGAUGUUUGGAGCGGCUCCAGAGCGAAGACAGACCAGAGUGAUUAUGCGUUCAUGGGAUCUCAGAUCAUUCAGGAGGUGGUUAAGGAGCUGGUCACUAAAGGUCUGGACGGUGCUAAAGUGCUGCUGCUGGCCGGAAGCAGCGCCGGAGGUACCGGGGUGCUGCUGAACGUGGACCGCGUGUCGGAGCUGCUGGAGGACCUGGGUCUCGGUUCGGUUCAGGUCCGGGGUUUAGUGGACUCGGGCUGGUUUCUGGAUCAUAAACAGUACCGCUGGACCGACUGCAUCGACACCAUCAGCUGCGCUCCGACCGAGGCCAUCAAGAGAGGAGUGGGGUUCUGGAGCAGCGUGGUUCCGGAGCGCUGCAGUCGAGUGUAUCACGGAGAGGACUGGAACUGCUUCUUUGGUUAUAAGGUUCAGCCCACACUGAAGAGGCCGGUGUUUGUGGUUCAGUGGUUGUUUGACGAGGCUCAGCUGAUGGUUGAUAACGUCCAUCUGACGGGUCAGCCGGUGCAGGAGGGUCAGUGGAGAUACAUCCAGAACCUGGGCAGCGAACUCAGAAACACCCUUAAAAGUGUCCCGGCCAUGUUCGCUCCCGCCUGCUUGUCUCAUGAGAUCAUCACAAGAAGCUACUGGAUGGACAUCCACGUCAAAGGCACCUCGCUCCCUCGAGCGCUGCAGUGCUGGGACCGCAGCCUCCGUCACCACGGCAACAGCAGCGGCAUCGCUCAGGCUCCGCCCCGGGGCUGCCCUCUUCACUUGAUUGACAGCUGCCCGUGGCCCCACUGCAACCCCACCUGCCCCAGCAUCAGAGAGCAGCUGACGGGGCAGGAGAUGAGCGUCAUCCAGUUCCUCACGCACCUGGGCUUCGACGUGCAGCGCGUGGCUCAGCAGCAGGGCAUGGAGCCCCACAAACUGCUGGGCAUGCUCAGUAACGGCUCCUGAAUGAGGGGCCACUGCUACAGCGCCAAAAAAAGAGCAUUCAGUGAAGCUAAAAACAAGCCCAUAUCUAUAAGCACUCGCGUGAUGUUUCCAUCGAGGGACGGUAUUGCAUUUAUAAUGGCAAGGUUUAUAACCUUUUUAGAAAAACAGGCAUUUAGUAGAUGUCUCAUUCUUACUAUUUUUAAGAUAUGGCAGAAAUAAGUAGUAGAGCCUGGUUCCGAAUACAUCAGCUUGAAUUAUUGGCCCAACAGUUUUGUUAGAAAAUGCUGAUUUGUUUGCGAAUGAAGCAACUGCCUGACUUUAUGCAUGAGUCAUUGAAUCAUUGACUCAACCGAUUCAUUCAAAAUAGAUGGUUCAUUCAGCAAAGCAAGUGACUGCCUGUUUGAAUGAGUCACUGAAUCACCGACUCAACUGAUUUAUUCGAAACGGCUGGUUCAUUUGACAAAAAAAACAACAACUACUGACUGUGUUGGUGAAUGAGUCACUGAACUGUUGACUCAGCCAGUUCAUUCGAAACAGAUGGUUAAUCCAAGUCAGUGAAUCGUUGACAACUGAUUCAUUCGGCAGCGAAGCAAGUGACUUGCUGAAUUUAGAAACACAUACUAGUAUACUAUUCUUACUAUUUUUAGGAUAUCUUUGCAUGGCAGAAAUAGUAAGAGUUGUGAGUUAGUAGUGCAUGUUUCUGAAUACAGCAACUGUCUUUAUGAAUGAAUCACUGAAUCAAUGACACAAGUAUUCAUAAAAACAACUCAUUAGGGAGUCAAUGAAUCACUGACUCAACCAAUCUGUUCAAAGAGAACGAUUUAUUCAGAAAUGAGGAAAGUGACUGUCUUUACGAAUGGGUCACUGAAUCAUUGUCUCAACUGAAUCAUUCAAAAUGGAUGAUUCUAAACAAGAGACUGACUCAUUCAAGACACCGAUUCAAUUAAUUAGUUCAAAAUGGCUGAUUUAAGAAAACUGCACUGACUCAACCCAAUCAUUCAAACAGUUGAUUCGUUCCGAAAUUAUGCAAGUGGCUAACUUCACCAAUGAACUCAAGAGUUGUAUAUAAUGGUUAAUUAAUUCAGGUACAAAGCAAGUGACGGUCUUUAUUAAUCAGUCAUUGAAUCAUUGAUUCAACUGAUUCAUUCAGAAAAGCUGAAUCAUUCAGGAACUGUGUUGAACAGAGAUGCAGUGGUUAUGCUGUGAUUCUGAAAUAGUUAGGUUGGUGGAAUAGAGCAACUAUAUUGUGUCUAAAAUGUCUCUUAAUAUUAAUUUAUACAGCACAUUUUUACAGAUUUAUUUAUUAAUUAUACAGCAUUGUAUCACACCAGUGAACUGACUUCUAACCCAACACAUAAGAGCUGAGGUUUGUGUGUGAUCUCACAGGCGCCAUCAUCUUCUAUAUCACAUCAUAUCACUUGAUGGACUGCAGCAACAAUCUUACUCUGCAGAUAAAGGACAAACUCCCUGAGGCUUUUCACAAGUACUGGAAAUACCAAAAUCAAGACUAGAGUCCUUAGAGACACACGAACGCCUCACAGACAUGUUUAUAUGAAAACAUCUCUCCCCUAAAAGACUGGAUAUAAUCAUCUGGUGAAGAAUGGCUGAAUGGAUCACAAAAUCUGUAGAGAACAUGUAUAAUGUGUGUAUGUAUGUACACACACACACACACACACACACACACACACACACACACACACACACACACACACACACACACACACACA
Molecule: messenger RNA, 3569 nt
Organism: Puntigrus tetrazona (Sumatra barb)
Lineage: Eukaryota; Metazoa; Chordata; Actinopteri; Cypriniformes; Cyprinidae
Gene: notum1b
Product: notum, palmitoleoyl-protein carboxylesterase b
Exons: 11
Coding region: 328-1863 (511 amino acids)
Molecular function (GO): hydrolase activity
Source: RefSeq, a predicted model, not a curated record